Oncorhynchus gorbuscha (pink salmon) is the source of this 4393-nucleotide messenger RNA. RefSeq names its product chloride intracellular channel 1 (gene clic1). The transcript has 7 exons. Lineage: Eukaryota; Metazoa; Chordata; Actinopteri; Salmoniformes; Salmonidae. The record is from RefSeq and is a predicted model, not a curated record. The coding region runs from base 194 to 922 and encodes 242 amino acids.
CGCUCGGGGCGCUUGGUUAGGGUUACAACGGAGUUCUAAACAUCACUUGUAUGUGGGCUUUCCAGGAAAUGGAGGAAUGAGUGUGUAGCAAGCGACACAGAGGGAGGGGAAACUGAAAAGGCGUUAACUGCAAGUUCCACACAGGACGUGAGCGAGGUAUUCCAGUUCCAGCAGCAACACUUGAAACAAAAAGAUGAGUGACGAAAAUCAACCUCAAGUUGAACUUUUUGUGAAGGCAGGCAGUGAUGGCCAGAGCAUUGGCAACUGUCCGUUCUCCCAGCGCCUUUUCAUGGUGCUGUGGCUUAAAGGAGUAACGUUCAACGUCACCACCGUGGACAUGAAGAGGAAACCAGACAUCCUUAAGGACCUAGCACCUGGUGCUCAGCCCCCCUUCCUGCUCUAUGGGACGGAGGUGAAAACAGACACCAACAAGAUAGAAGAGUUCCUGGAGGAGAACCUGUCCCCUCCAAAAUACCCCCGCAUGGCUUCCAGGAACCCUGAGUCUAACACAGCCGGCCUGGACGUGUUCUCCAAGUUCUCGGCCUACAUCAAGAAUUCAAACCCCCAGCUCAAUGACAACCUAGAGAAAGGCCUGCUCAAGGCCCUGAAGAAGCUAGAUGACUACCUUGGCUCACCACUUCCUGAGGAGAUUGACGAGACUAGUGCUGAUGAGGUCACUUCUUCCACCCGCCCCUUCCUGGAUGGGCAGGACCUCACUCUGGCCGACUGCAACUUGCUGCCCAAGCUGAACAUCGUCAAGGUUGUGUGUCUGAAGUAUCGCACUUUCUCCGUCCCCAAGUCUCUCUCCAACCUGUGGCGGUACCUGGACGCUGCGUACGCCCGCGAGGAGUUCUCCUCUACCUGCCCCAACGACACAGAGAUACACAUCGCCUACUCAGCCGUGGCUAAAGCACUUAAGUAGGAGGAGAAGGGGAUUCCAUCAGUUUUCACACACCAGUGAAUACAUCUUAUACACUCACCUACGCACACACUGUACAUUUGGCAGCAUACACACACACUAAUGCGCUCACACACACACGCAUCCAGUCUUAAUACCAUAUAUUCAGUGGCAGUUACACACAGUUGAAGUUCUAUACACGGCCAGUAGGUUACAUAUGGUAGCAUCCAACUAAAGGUGUUCAGUCACUAUGAUUAAUUCUGCACUCCAUAUAUUGCCAGCUAUUAGCUUCUAUCUCCUGGCCAGGCCGUAAACUGCUCUUCUGUUGUGAUUACACACACACACACACACACACACACACACACACACACACACACACACACACACACACACACACACACACACACACACACACACACACACAUAUAACAGUUUAACUGCUACCUGCAGCUGAAAGAGAGAGGUCUGUUAUAGGUGUGUCUAUAAUUAUACAUUAUUACAUAUAUAUUAUUACACUGUUGAUAUAUUGUUCAGGGCGGACCGCCUUUAACAUGGUCAGUUUGAAGCAGUCGUUUUAUACAUGCUAAAUGGUCCGAGAUUAGGUUCAGGGAAUAGGAAAGCAGGUCUUGGGCAUGUAAUAGUACAUCAGGGCACACUAUACAGAGGUGUUUCUCAGCACUGUACUGUUACCAACACAGGAAAUGAUUUCAGCAGACCUCGGCUUCCCCUUUCUCCGCCUUGUAGCGCUGUGAAGGGUUAAUCAAGUUUAUAUCCCCCCCCAUUGUAAGGCUCUUUUGCUAUUAGUAAUCAACCUCCAUUCCCCCAUUCAAAGUGAAGGAUAUUUUUUAUACUAUAAAAAAAAACUGUGAGAGGCUCAUAUUGCAGGACAGUUGAGUUAUUCCAGACGAAGUAAUGUGGCUAUAGUUGCUGCUUUGUGUGAACUUUAGGUUAUUAAAGUACUUGACUCUGUAUGGCCUUGAGGCACCAAGCCGGUUCAGUCACAUGUUUCACUGUAAUCUGAGGGAAAACUACAGGAUGUAAUGCAGACGUGCACAUGGCUCCUCGCAUGACUAAACCAUAAACGUCACAUUCAUUAAAAAUAGAGAUGCACAUUGCAUAGAUAACUGAAACUGAAAUAUUCAAAGAGAGAAUGCUACAGGAUUGUGUAUUUGUACUUUUUGAUAUGGUUACUUGAACUUGAAAAAAGAGAAGUUUGAACCUUUAGUGAGACAAAUGAAAGGUUUUACUUCAGGUCUAUCGAGCUGGGUGUUGUUUAAGUUGUUUAAACACCUUUGAACCUUUGAAGUCCUGUGCUUUGUAGUACUGAGCAAUUUGAGUUUUUUAGGUCAUUCGUUUUCGGUUCUAUUAAUGCAUAAUAAUCAUGGUUUUUAAUUUUGGUUUUGAUUCUUUUUGUUAAAUAUGAAAUGCAUUAUGAAAUAAUGACAUGAUUUUAGAGCUUUUUAAUGAAAAUUCCAAAGCCAAAAAUAGUAAACAUUGAAUUUCCAAAACAUUUAAAAUAUUCCAUUGUCUCUGAUCAGGUCCACAUUGGGUAAACGUCAAUAGAAAAAUUGAAAAUUACAAUGAAAUAAUAAAAUGUGUAUAUUACUUAGUUUUUAGUGGAUUACAUUAUUAUUUUUAAUUCCUUAAAGUAAUAAUCUCAUCUCUGCUCAGGCAUUAGCAAUCAGCCAGCCAGGCCAUGUAACAUUACGUCCUCCCCAUACUAUACUGUCUUUAGUCAUCCUAUUUAGCUAGUCUGCCUAAGUAUGCUGCAGAGCUUUCUCAUGAAAUCAUUUGACUAGAUCUUCAAAGUAGAUAAGGCAUACUUUCAUUAAUUGUCUCUGUCCCUCUCGUCGUUGUGUUGUGUAUAUUCCUCUCUCGUGUGGUCUAUUCAGUCUGUGUAUCUAACCUAACGUAGCAUGCGUAAAAGUGUAUCCGUCCUGAGAUCAGUAUACAAUGGCGAGAUGCUAAUUUCUCCGCCCUAAUAAUGAGAGUCGUCGCAAAUGCGGGAAGGCAAACGACAAGCCUAAGUCAUUCCAAGCGCAUUGCAUUCGGUUUAUUUUGGCGAGAUUUUGGCGAAAGUGAAACCUCUCGUUUGGCCUCUUCCUCUGAUCUGUUUGAGCUGGGGGGGAAACUGGCGCAAUGGAUUGUGGUCAUUGUAAUUAUUUAUGACAUUUCUGCGCUGAACUAUGUUGAAUAUUUGUUCAAUGAAAACAACUCCCUUCAACCCGGGGUCCCACAUAGUUCUUGACAUCAUUUAUUUUCUGAAUGAUUUGACUAACUAAAUGGAAUUCAAGUAAUUUAACCGACUUUGGUCCAUUAGUUGUUUAAUAACAUGGAAAAAAAACGAAAUGUCAGUUAAUCGUUCAGCACUAAGGUUUUGUAGUGUGUAGUGACUUUGAAUAAGUAAUCCAUUUCACAUUGACUUGAAAUUCAGUCCCCUGGGAAAGAACUGGACAUAUUUGUUUGGGCUCUAUUUAAUCCAUAGGUCAGUGGUCAGCGGUUACAGCGUGAUUGAAAUUCAAAGGCAAUGUUACCGUGUUAGUGGAGAAUGCAUUCACGGUAAAUGCUGCAUAUGCCGGCUCAAUCAGAAAUUACAUUUGAAUUUCUAUUGCACAAUCUGUAACGAUUCAGCGAUAGAUUGAAUAGAGCUCUCAGCCUGACUGAUAGAUGGUGCAUUCAUGAUGACAUACAUUUACAACAGCUUAGUGAAGACAGAACCUAUAUAUUUUGAAUGUCUUCCAGGGUAAGGUUUUGUAAGACAGUCACUAAGUGCAAUUCACGUUAUUGAAUAGUACAAACAUGAAGAUGUCAUUUGCAAUAUAUUUAGCAUCUGAGUUGGCAAUGUUAUGUCAGCUAUUUUAUACAGUCGAGUCAUCAACCCGUCUGAUAGAUAAGAAAAAUCUUCAUAAAACCCAUUACUAUUUUACAUGACUGAAUCCUUUAUGUUAUGGAUUUUAUUUGGUUUCUAUGGACCUACUUUUACCGGUCAAUUGUCUAUAGUCCUGUUGUCAUAACUAUUUGUCAAAAAGAGACCAAGUCUUCAUUUCAAUGUUGCCUGUUGUAGUCUGGUAUUGUCCUUUACUGAAGCUUGUAACAGUUAUUUUUUGAACUUCCUUUUGCUGUAAGAUUAGUGAUGACUUCAGGGACUUUUUACAUUCGUCUUUAAUGAUUAUUUAAUGUAUUAUCCACCUUUACGUCUCCAUUUCAUACAUAUCUAUUUUCCAUCUUUAUCCCCUCCUCAAACCCAUCCUCUUUUUUAAAAGACCCAUCUUCAUUUUUGUUGUUUAUUUUCUUCCUAACUUUUGAUGCAUUCUUUCCUCCACGUAUUUCAGCCCUUUACUUCACCUUCAAUUUUAUUUGAAGGCAAUAGCACUUAACCUAGAUUAUGUUGCGUACAUUGAGUCAAUGACAAUCAAACUUAGUAUUUCUUUUGUAGGUUUUAAUCAUCCUGAAAAGACGGUCAAAAUAAAACCACAAUUGGUUACUGUUUCUUUA